Bemisia tabaci is the source of this 3799-nucleotide messenger RNA. It is a transcript of the gene unc-45, whose product is annotated as unc-45 myosin chaperone. Gene Ontology annotation, molecular function: Hsp90 protein binding. NCBI's taxonomy places the organism in Eukaryota, Metazoa, Arthropoda, Insecta, Hemiptera, Aleyrodidae. The record is from RefSeq and is a predicted model, not a curated record. Gene Ontology annotation, cellular component: cytoplasm.
AACGGUAACCUAAAAACUUUCUGCAUCGGCGCAGAAUUCCGUGUUUACAGUUCACACAUGUUUCGUUCUUCUCGAAUUUCUUUUCUUGGAGUGAAGCCAAAGUUUAAAAUUAACCCCAUUUAGAACAAUCGCGUAGUAGAAACUUCUGGAAUCGAAAAUCUGGUGUUAAAAGUGAUCAAUACGCUUCAUGAACUUCAGUUCGUAUCUUCUUCAUUUGGUAUCAUACUUUUGCUUUCAAGUGUGCAAAAACUGUGUUUAAUACAACUGUCUAUUAGUUUCCUCUGUUAAAUUAAUCUACACUCGUGUGCGGUGGUGUCCUAGAUUUUUUUCUAAUUAUGCCUGAACUCAAGGAGGUGGUGAAUUCUGACAAUGCGGUUGAACUGAAAGAGAAAGGGAACGAGGCAUUUAAACUUGGUGAUUUGGAUCUAGCCCUGAAGUACUACACUGAUGGAUUGAAAAUUGCACCCAGUGACUCCAACGAGCAAGCUACACUCCUCAAAAAUCGUGCUGCGGUUUAUUUGAAGCGGAAUGAAAAUGAGAAAGUCGUCGCUGACACAACAUCUGCGCUUGAAAUCACCCCUAAUGAUCCCAAGUCUCUGUACAGGCGCUGUCAAGCUCUAGAAAACUUAGAAAGGUUUGAAGAAGCAUAUCGUGAUGCUAAACUUAUCCACACCGUCGAUCCAGGUAAUAAAGUUAUCCAGCCGGUUUUGGCCAGAUUGCAUGCAAUUGUUCAAGAAAGAAUGAGACUCAAUGCGCAGACUCAGAACAAGGUAUCUCAAAUGUUCAAGUAUGCAUUUACGAUGGAAGAAUCUUCUGAUAAGAGAGAACAAGCAAUGAAUAAUCUAUUGGUGCUGAGUAGAGAGAAAACUGGAGCAGAUGCGCUAAUCGAAGCAGGUGUACUUCAUAAAAUCAGUCAACUUGUAGGUGUGGAAAAAAAUUCAGAGAUAUACCUUAAUGCCAUUCGUACCGUUGGGGAGCUCUGCAAGAACAAUGUUAGCAGGACCAAAAAAGUACUCCAUGAGCUCGGCGUUCCAUGGUUUCUUGACAUUUUAAAUUGUCGCAGUGAGGAACAAGUGAAUGCUGCCCAGUAUUGCUUACAGUGCAUUCUCAACUCUCUCAGUGGCUUGGAGAAUAAUUUGGACUCGCGGCCGAACGAAAAAUUAUGUGAAGAAAACAAGAAAGAAAUCGAUACUUUGUUGACUUGCCUUGUUUAUUCCUGUAACAGUAGAACUAUAUCUGGGCUAGCGCGUGAUGCAAUUAUUCAACUGAUCACCCGUAAUGUUCACUACAAAGCCAUAAACUGGGCGGAGCGACUGAUCGAGAUCAAAGGACUUCAGAGACUUAUGGAAGUAGCAAGUGAGUUGCAAGAAUAUAAGUAUGAGUCAUCAAUGGAAAUUACUGAGUCCACCCACAUUUUAACGUCCGUUUGCUUUGCUAGAAUUUAUGAAAACAUGUAUUAUGAUAAAGCUCGUGAAAGAUACCUGGAAAAUGUCUUGGAUUUCGUGAAAGGGAAACUUAUCACACCGGACAUUGAAUCUAAAGUCAGAGUUACUGUUGCAAUUAAGUGCCUCCUGCUUGGACCCUUAGACAUUGGUAACACAAUAAUCGCUCGGGAGGGAAUUAUGGAGAUGAUCAUCGUCAUGGCAAAUACUGAAGAAAAACUGCAGCAGAAAGUAGCUUGCGAAUGCAUUAUUGCAGCAGCCUCGAAGAAGGACAAAAUUGCCUCAAUUAUUCAGCAAGGUGUUGGCAUUUUGAAGAAUCUUUAUGCUUCCAAAGAUGAUGAAAUUCGGGUGAGGGCUCUUGUUGGUCUCUGUAAACUGGGAAGCAGCGGUGGGACAGAUGCAUCAAUUCGACCUUUUGCCGAUGGCUCAACUGUCAAACUUGCUGAAGCUUGCCGUAAAUUUUUACUGAACCCCCAUAAAAGUAAUGACAUGCGAAGAUGGGCAGCAGAGGGACUUUCCUACCUAACGCUGGAUGCUGAAGUGAAAGAAAAAUUGACUGAGGACAAACCAGCCAUCCGUGCGUUGAUUGAGCUCAGCAAAGAGAAAACUCAAGCAUCUGUCUACGGUGUUAUCACUACGUUUGUUAAUCUGUGCAAUGCAUACGACAAGCAAGAAGUGAUACCUGAAAUGGUUGAACUUGCCAAGUUUGCAAAGCAUCAUAUUCCAGAGGAACACGAGCUGGAUGACCCAGAUUUCGUCGCAAAACGUAUCAACGCUCUAACGAAAGAAGGACUUACUCAUGCACUCGUUGCUUUAUCGAAAACUGAAAGUGACAAUAGCAAAGAACUGGUUUGUCGUGUUUUCAAUGCAAUGGCCAGCCAACAAGACUUGAGAGGAAUCAUAGUUGCGCAAGGAGGAGUCAAAGUCCUUCUGCCCAUGUCUCUUAGAGGAACGGAGAAAGGAAAGAAACAAGCAGCUCAAGCCAUUGCUCGCAUUGGAAUUACAAUGAAUCCAGAAGUUGCAUUUGCAGGUCAACGAGCCUUAGAAGUCGUGCGACCACUGUUAAGUUUACUCCACCCAGAAUGCACUGCCUUGGAGAGUUUUGAAGCAUUAAUGGCUCUGUGCAAUCUAGCUGGCAUGAAUGAGAGCGUCAGGAAGAGGAUCAUCAAAGAACAGGGUCUUCAAAAAAUUGAGACUUACCUUUUUGAAGAUCAUCUCAUGCUGCGUCGAGCAGCUACCCAGUGUAUCACUAAUUUAGUGAUGUCGCCAGACGUUGUUCAGUCUUAUGAAGGUAACAAUGACAAGUUGAAAUUCCUCGUGUUACUUUGCGGAGAAGAAGAUGCCGAGACAAGUCAAGCAGCCGCAGGGGCAGUGGCUAUGUUAACUGGAGAGAGCGUUAAAUGUUGCUCUAAAUUGUUCGAGGUUUCCGAUUGGCAAGAACGUUUCAAGGAACUGUUGGCACAUCCAGAUCCAGGUACCCAAUACAGAGGUGCUGUGAUCAUUUACAAUGUGAUUUCAAGUUCCAAGGAAAAUGCAGAAAAAAUUGUCGAGACUGGCAUUCUUGAAGUUUUGAUGGCCCUAACGCUGUUAAAGGAAGAUGGUACGGAAAAAGUCCGCGAGUUUGCCGAAAAAUCUCUGAAAGUUGCGGAGACCAUGAAAGUAAUCAAGAAACCUGAUAGUGCAGAUGUUACUAACGAUGUGAAUCAAUCUGAUGAUGAAUCAUGAGAGAACAAUUUUAUUUCUGCAUCAGUUAUUCCGUGCUAAUUAUCAUCAGUAUUCAUAUAUUUUGUCAGCAUUAUUUCCUCAUGUUAAAAUAUUUACUCAAAUUAGACGCUCUACCUCUGUUUUAAGAGGAGGAAUUGUCAUUUUUACUCACUCAUGUUUUCUGUAUGAUUGCUACAGCAAGGGAAAAAUCAUGUAAAAAAUAUUUGAAACAGCAUUUGUGACAAGAUCAAUUGAAAGCUUUUUCUUCCUAACAAAAUUGUUCUACUAGAAGAAUGAUCUGGAAAAAAAUCAAAGAAAUAUUAAAGUAACCCAGUUUUUGUGCAAAUGCAACGUAAUGCGUUCAGAAAAAGUUAUGUGUUUUUCCUUCAUUACAAUGUAGUAGCCUACGUUCUUUGCUUCAAGCAUUCACCAAGAUGAGUGAAGUCAUCAGAAUUGAAGAAAUAUAUUUAUCAAAUUUUUAAUCAUAUUAUUGAAAAUCGUAGUUUCUCAAGUUCUCAAAAUCAAAGCGGAUAUCCUUUUUCAUUUUUUAAUUCAAGCUUCUGUGGUCCAAAAUUUCAAGUGCAUAAAUAUUUUCUUCUUGUCAUGGUGCCAAUAUUUUCACCAAAAAUGUGCAGAAAAUACUAGGUCUAUUU